UUAGGUUAUCAUGGGUUUGACAGUACCAGGAAAACAAGAACACUGAUUUUUCCCUUUCUGUUAAAUUACUCUAUAAUCUCCGCUUUCCCCAAAUCUAUGUUAAUGGCACAGGUUUCUUCCAAAUUUGCUGUUAUGAACUAAAAUCCAACUCGACAAAUGUGUCUUCCACUGAAGCAAUUCGCCUAAAGAGCUAUGAAAUUUGGGGGAACAAGAUCAUUUGGAGAAGAGGAAGCUUUAAUGGAAUUGUAUGAGAGGAUGGAAGCAAUUGGUGAUCUCGGUCAACUACAUUCGCCUAAUGUUUUAUGUUUACAAGAGGUUACACAAGAAAUGUCCCAGAUAUUCCAACAGUACACCUGGUGGUGGGAAGCAUAUCGAUGUUCGGCUUCGUACGAUUUUGAGAAUGUCAUACCUUAUUUAUGUAUGCAGAAUUUAAGCAAGAACCAUUUAGCUGAAGGGAUUCCUUCAGAGUAUGGAAAUCCAGGAGUGUGCUGGAGACAAUAUGUGUUACAUUUGGUGGCAGGUCAUGUUCCUUUCCAUAAGAGAUGGAGCUUUUGCUGUUUCGGGACCUUUUUAAUGAUAUAUGUAAUUCCUCCAGUCCUUCGUGGCCCAAGGAGUUUGGAAACGACUACAUCUCUUCUAUCGUAUGUGCUUCUAUGGGUUUCUUCUGCUUACCUGAUAUAAUAAUUUUUAUUAUGCCGGUCAGCAACCUGAAAUUUUGAAGUUGGUGAAAUGAAAACGAAUUAUUUUGAUGUUCUACAAGCAAGUGUGGAGCAGGCUUUCUGAAAUGGGAAAGAGGGGAGAAAUAAUGGUAGUGGCAGUUUUUAAAUGUAUAUUAAGAAUACCUAAAACAUCUUUUAAGCAUUCCAUACUUUGUACUUUGUAGAUCUCUUGCUGAUAACUUGGUGAUUAUAGUUGUAGAAUUGUUGUCGACAAAU
Messenger RNA from Papaver somniferum (opium poppy), 935 nucleotides. RefSeq lists its product as uncharacterized. The coding region runs from base 193 to 681 and encodes 162 amino acids. NCBI's taxonomy places the organism in Eukaryota, Viridiplantae, Streptophyta, Magnoliopsida, Ranunculales, Papaveraceae. Gene Ontology annotation, biological process: double-strand break repair. The transcript is spliced from 4 exons. The record is from RefSeq and is a predicted model, not a curated record. Gene Ontology annotation, cellular component: cytoplasm; PML body. Gene Ontology annotation, molecular function: 5'-tyrosyl-DNA phosphodiesterase activity; single-stranded DNA binding.